This is a messenger RNA of Staurois parvus, 329 nucleotides long. Lineage: Eukaryota; Metazoa; Chordata; Amphibia; Anura; Ranidae. The record is from the annotation of a GenBank genome assembly.
GCCACCUGUCAGUGUCCAUCAGUGCCAGCUGUCAGUGCUCAUCCAUGCCACCUGCCAGUGCCCAUCAGUGCCACAUCAAUGCCACAUAUCAGUGCCUACCAGUGCACAUCAAUGCCACAUAUCAGUGCCCAUCUGAGCUACCUUUCAGUGUCACCUAUCAGUGCCAGUCAGUGCUGCAUAUUAGUGCCAGUCAGUGCUGCCUAACAGUGCCAUGCCCAUCAGUGCCACCUAUCAGUGUGUAUCAGUGCAGCCUAUCAGUGCCCAUCACUGUAGCCUCAUUAGCGCACAUCAGUGAAGGAGAAAAAUCAUUUAUUUACAAAAUUUUAUAA